Struthio camelus australis is the source of this 2145-nucleotide messenger RNA. Lineage: Eukaryota; Metazoa; Chordata; Aves; Struthioniformes; Struthionidae. The record is from RefSeq and is a predicted model, not a curated record.
UCCCGCGAAGUCUUUCACAGCGAUGUGAAAAACGCCGGCUCCGUGGCAGCGCGUUGAUGCGCGAGCGGGGUGCUAGCUGGGAGAAAAAAAAAAAAAGCUUAAAUACCUUAAAUACUUAUUAUUUGCCUCCCUGCCUCCUGCGUGUUUCCAGUCGUGUUCGCAGUUAAGGCAAAGCGCGGUAAUAGCGACUCUUUCUUACCCUUGUUUAAGAAGCUCCGCUCAGCUACGUCUGCCCUACUUGCAGAUUUCUGUUUUAUUUCUCCCAAACUUAGUUUGGGAAGCUAAACGCAGCAACUUUGUUCAAUUCCGAAGUGUCAAAGCAAACAGCGUCACGUCAGAAAACCGCUUUUAAUGCCUUAAAAUGAUGUUGUUAUGUUGCACUGUAUGAGCUUUGGUUCAUGUUCACCUAAAGACAAGCGCUUUCCAGGACUGGCUUCGCUCGCAGCGGUGGGUGUCUGAAAAGUUCAUUGUUGAGGGCUUAAGAGAAUUCGAACUGUUUGGAGAGCAGCCUCCGGGUGACUCUCGGAGAAAAACAAAUGAGGCGAGCUCCGAGUCGAUAGCCUCUUCCCCUAAAAGGGACACCAUGAGCAACUUUCUACCAGACAGCACCUGCUAUGAGUUGCUCACUAUCAUAGGCAAAGGCUUUGAAGACUUGAUGAUUGUGAAUCUGGCCAAGUAUAAGCCCACAGGGGAGUACGUCACAGUCAGAAGAGUUAACCUGGAAGCCUGUACCAAUGAAAUGGUCACGUUCUUGCAGGGAGAACUUCAUGUUUCCAAGCUCUUCAACCACCCUAACAUUGUGCCAUACAAAGCAACUUUCAUAGCUGACAACGAGCUAUGGGUAGUGACAUCUUUCAUGGCCUAUGGUUCUGCAAAAGAUUUAAUCUGUACCCAUUUUAUGGAUGGGAUGAACGAACUGGCUAUUGCAUAUAUCCUUCAAGGUGUAUUGAAAGCGCUUGACUACAUUCACCAUAUGGGCUAUGUACAUAGGAGUGUGAAAGCCAGCCAUAUCCUGAUCUCUGUGGAUGGGAAGGUGUACCUCUCUGGCCUACGAAGUAAUCUAAGUAUGAUCAACCACGGGCAGCGGCUCAAAGUUGUUCACGACUUUCCCAAAUACAGCAUCAAAGUCCUACCUUGGCUGAGUCCUGAAGUCUUGCAGCAGAAUCUCCAGGGUUAUGAUGCAAAAUCUGACAUUUACAGCGUAGGGAUAACAGCCUGUGAACUGGCAAACGGACACGUACCAUUUAAAGACAUGCCUUCUACUCAGGUAAGGCUUACAAGCUGUUCCUUGCUCUCUUCCAUCCUGGCUUGUGCAACUGCCUUGCUGCAGUGGGAUGUGAAGACAGGAGCUAACUAUGGGAUGAGUGAGAGCACGGCGAUUAGCAAUGUGAGAGCAGCCAAUGGAGAGUCAACACUGCACCCUUAUCUUCGGACCUUCUCCACCUACUUCCACAACUUUGUAGAGCAGUGUCUCCAGCGGAACCCAGAUUACAGGCCAAGUGCGGGUGCUCUGCUUAAUCAUCCAUUUUUCAAGCAGAUCAAGCGUCGUGCUUCUGAAGCACUCCCUGAACUUCUGCGCCCUGUCACGCCGAUCACUAAUUUUGAAGGAACACGGCCACAGGAUCCCAGUGGCAUUUUUGGGCUGGUAUCAAACCUGGAGCAGCUGGAUGUGGAUGACUGGGAAUUCUAGAAAAACAUGGAAUAUACCCAAUUCUGGAAGAGCUUUUUGGACAUUGUAAUUUAUCGGUCCCCUUCAAAAAAGGUGAUGAAUCUUCAACAUAUAGAAGAGUUUACAGGUCCUGGGGAAGGAACUUCAACCAUCUGUUUACUUGGGGAGCAGCCUGGAAAGAAAUGGACAGACCUGAGCUGGAAGAGGCUCAACCCCAAGGAACCGUGCAGUAUUUCAGUUGUUGCAAUGCCCAAAGCCCCAGUUCUUGCAGCUGAGCGCUGUUAGAUCACUAGACAGGGCUGAGUGAGUCUGUUUAGUGGUGGUCUCUCUAUUCAUGCGUUUCUAAAAAUCACUGGCUUCCUAGUAUCACAGCUGAAGGCUGCAUGUCCCUACCCUCUUUUUGUUCUUUCUUUUUCAAGGGUGCCUUAGAGAUAACAAGGGGAGGGAAGCAGCUCUUGGUUUUGGGCAUUCUCCUA